Molecule: messenger RNA, 1134 nt
Organism: Telopea speciosissima
Lineage: Eukaryota; Viridiplantae; Streptophyta; Magnoliopsida; Proteales; Proteaceae
Exons: 4
Coding region: 1-1134 (377 amino acids)
Source: RefSeq, a predicted model, not a curated record
AUGGUUGAUUCCCUCUUGACUCGGAUUGAUGCUAUACCUUAUGACGAUCUUCACGCCAUGUUACUAAACCAUGAAUUCCUUUAUGGCUCCUCACUCAAGAAACUAUCACUUUCAGAGUCUUCUGCAACUAAGACCUCCCCUAAUGCCAACUCUGUGCAACGCUCCACCACAUCCUCUGCCUCCGGUUCUCCUCAACCGAACCGUGGUGGCAGAUGUUUUUGUGGUAGGGUUCGUGGUGGUCGGGGGCAUGGUACCUUCUCUAGUGGUCCUCCUGGGCAGUCUUCUGGCCGUUAUGUUUUAAUUUAUGUGGAUGAUAUAUUGGUGACCAACAGUGAUGCCUCUGCAGUUCCUGUUCUCCUUCGUCAGUUGUCCACCGAGUUCUCCAUUAAAGAUUUGGGGCCCCUUCACUUUUUCUUGGGCAUUGAGGCUAAAUCAAAGAUUCAGAUUCAAGGGGUGGCUUUGCAUGAUAAUCCCACAGAAUAUCGGUCUAUGGUUGGGGCGCUCCAAUAUGUCACCCUCACUCUAUCUGACGUGGCUUUUUCGAUCAAUCGUGCAUACCAAUACAUGCAUGCACCUACCAAGAAUCAUUGGCAAGUUGUGAAACGGAUCUUGCUCUACCUUAAGAGCACUUCCUCUCAUGGUCUUCUCUUAGAGCGGUCACCUUCUCGUCGAUUACAGACCGUCUCUGAUGCGGAUUGGGCGGGUGAUGGCAGUGAUCGCAAAUCCACUGGUGGUUUUGCAAUCUUUCUCGGGCCGAACUUAAUUUCUUGGAAAUUGCGAAAGCAAUGCACUGUUGCAUGUUCCUCCACUGAGCCCGAGUACAAGGCCUUGGCUGAUGCAUCUGUCGAAUUGAUUUGGUUGGAAUCCCUAUUCAAAGAACUCGGGCUUCCUCUUCCUAGCCCUCCUGUGCUAUGGUGCGAUAAUAUUGGCGCCACUUAUCUCUCCGCCAACCCGAUGUUUCAUGCACGCACCAAGCACGUCGAGGUUGACUGUCACUUUGUUUGUGAUCGUGUGGCCAAGAAACAACUCCAAGUUCAGUUCAUCCCUACUCACGAUCAACUGGCUGACACAUUUACCAAAGCUCUGUCUACUGCUCGUUUUGAUUUCUUGCGAGACAAGCUGAAGAUUCGGUGA